Molecule: messenger RNA, 306 nt
Organism: Schizosaccharomyces osmophilus
Lineage: Eukaryota; Fungi; Ascomycota; Schizosaccharomycetes; Schizosaccharomycetales; Schizosaccharomycetaceae
Gene: sdh8
Product: mitochondrial respiratory chain complex II assembly factor 4 Sdh8
Exons: 2
Coding region: 1-306 (101 amino acids)
Biological process (GO): mitochondrial respiratory chain complex II assembly
Cellular component (GO): mitochondrion
Source: RefSeq, a predicted model, not a curated record
AUGAGGAUUUUAACAGCUUGGAAAUCCGCCCCUAAAGUCGCUAGUGCCAUUCCAAAGAGAUACAUUCAAGGACCACCCGGUGGAUUCAAAAGACCAUCUCCGCCUCCGUUAGGCAAAGAAGAACAAGAAGAAUGGAAUCGUUUACAAAAAGAAUCUAGCCAGAAACCCGUCGAUGUUGCUCAACGGACGAGACUUCGGGACUUUGAAGGGAAUGUGAAUCCUGAGACUGGGGAAGUUGGAGGACCCAAGAAGGAGCCAACCAUUCAUGGCGAUUACUCUUAUGGAGGAAGAGUAACGGACUUUUAG